ACAUUCAGAUCUGAUAUCGCUCGAUCGAUCUCACUUCCUUCGCGUGGGCGCGCGUUCAUGGUUCAGUCUGACGUGAGCGCGCACGGCAUUCACACACUUCACCUCACAGAUGGAGUUUCUCAUCGGCAGCCCGUUUUCGUCUCCGGUCGGUCAGCGGAUCCAGAACGCCACCAGCGCUGCUCUUCAGGCGGAGGACUGGAGCCUGAAUCUGGAGAUCUGCGACAUCAUCAACGAGACGGAUGACGGACCCAAAGAUGCGACGAAAGCUUUAAAGAAGAGGAUUGUGGGCAACAAGAACUUCAGGGAGGUGAUGCUGGCUCUGACCGUUCUUGAGACGUGCGUGAAGAACUGCGGCCAUCGUUUCCACGUGUACGUCUGUUCCAGGGAGUUUGUGGAGGGCGUCCUUGUCAGAGCGAUUCUGCCCAAAAACAACCCUCCCAUGAUCCUCCACGACAGAGUGCUGAGCCUCAUUCAGGCGUGGGCCGAUGCCUUCCGGAACACUCCGUCUCUGUCUGGAGUGGUGAGCGUCUAUGAGGAUCUGAGGCGGAGAGGCCUGGAGUUUCCCAUGACGGAUCUGGACUCUCUCUCGCCCAUCCACACGCCCAACAGGAGUAUUCCUGAAAACGGAGUGUCCUCCUCAUCCGUGUCUCCGUCUCACACUAACUCGUCACCGGCGACUCCACAAUCCAGCGGGCAGCUGAACCCUGUGUCACCUGAGGAGAAACAGAAGCUGACAUCUGAACUGGAUCUGGUCAAAGGAAAUUUGACCGUCAUGACGGAAAUGCUGAAUAACGUCAAACCUGGAGAAACGUCAGCGUCAGACGCAGAGCUGCUGCAGCAGCUGUAUUCAGUGUGUAAGCAGAUGCAGCAGAGGGUUGUGGAGUUGAUUCCCAAUCUAUCAGAGGACGAGAUGAUCGGGGAACUCCUGGUGAUCAAUGAUGAUCUCAACAACGCGUUCAUCCGCUAUGAGAGGUUCGACAGGUUGAACGUGCCGAGAUCAAACACAGAGGAGCAGCAGGAGUCGCAGACUGAGACAGGAAAUCUUAUUGACCUCAGCCCCGAGUCUCCAUCACCCAAUCAGAACACUCUGCCAGCUGUCAAUCAACACGAGCCCCGCCCUGCAUCCGACCACACAAGCAGCUCAGCACCUGAAGAUGAAGAGUUUGACAUGUUUGCUCAGACGAGGUGCAGCUCUCUGGCUGAACAGAGGAAGAGUGUGCGGUACGAGGAUCCUGGGGCAGUGGAGGGUCUGGCUGAAGCUCUGGACACGCGUCUGCAGGUCACGGCAGGGGGCGCUGAGAGCGACUGGGUCCGUCAGUCUCAGUGGAUUUACAGUGAGGAUCUGGCUCCGGCUCCACGCAGCUCAGCCAUGGAUGAAAUCGAGAGGUGGUUGUCUGCAGAGAUGCCUGAUGUUGAUGACAGUGAGGGUGUGACCAGUGAAGAGUUUGAUAAGUUUUUAGCAGGAAGAGCUAAAGCUGCAGAUCAUCUUCCCUCGAUGAAGAGCAGCUCGUCCGCCGGCGUCGGCCCCGCGAGCCCUCGACAGGCGGAACAGGAGCAGAACCUCGAGCAGAUCUUCAGGCUCUGACAUCCACCUCACAUCCUCAUGAGGAAGAAUCCCACAGUAAUUCCUCAUCUUCAUUCCACUUUAGGUUUGUUUCUAACACUGAAUUUGGCCCUUCAUGUGCGCACAACAUUUGACAGCUCAUGAGAAAACAACCAAUACGCCGUUUGCUGCCUGUAAGUUCAUUUGUAUUAACGUGUCUUUACUGAGUGUAAAAAGCAUUAAUUUAUGUUGUAAAUUAACCACGAAGUUAAGAAGGACUGUCAUACCUCUGACUGAAUGUCAACAUAUUAGACACUAUAAUGUUCAUGUUUAUCUCUGAUUGUCUCUUAUCGUGUUGUAGAUGUGUUUGAUGGAUGUGUAGCAGUAAUUCAUGUGAUUUUCUCACAACUCAUAAAACGUGAAGAACAGCUCAUCUGUAAUGCAGUUUUUUGUCUCUGAAAUUUGUCUCAUCGUUUGCUCAGAUUUUAGAGCCGUUCACACCAAGAACGAUGACUAUAAUGUUUGGUUUGUUAUUAACGUGCUGCAGUUUUGUCAUCUGUCCCUUUAAAUGAUGGCGCUCGUUGAAGUCGUCUGGAUCCUGAUUGGCUGUCAGUGGUUUAUUGCUCUUCAGCUAGAAAACAAAAACAUUUUGAAAGUAAUUCCAGCGAUAUUGUUCCUCUGUGUCGUAUCGUUAUAGUUGUGUUGUGGACUGUUAGAAGGAUUAUUAAAAUUAUAAUUAUUGUUAUCCGU
This is a messenger RNA of Labeo rohita (rohu), 2293 nucleotides long. Its product is annotated as target of Myb protein 1. Gene Ontology annotation, cellular component: endosome; membrane. Lineage: Eukaryota; Metazoa; Chordata; Actinopteri; Cypriniformes; Cyprinidae. The coding region runs from base 110 to 1585 and encodes 491 amino acids. The transcript has 16 exons. Gene Ontology annotation, biological process: signal transduction. The record is from RefSeq and is a predicted model, not a curated record. Gene Ontology annotation, molecular function: ubiquitin binding; phosphatidylinositol binding; clathrin binding.